UUUUAAAAACAUCGAUGAUUUCGAUGUUGCGAUUGGAUAUUGCACUAUUUUAUUUUCGCUAUCCACACGUAAUUUCGGAAUUUUCGAGGAAAAAAAGCGACGCUGCCAUUCACUUAUCGCCAAAAACGUGCGUUGAAACCCGUGGCACACACCCACGGCCUUGAGAUGGACGAAGACUCGGUUCCGAAGCAGCCGUCGGACAGGCGUCUGGGCAACGCGGUCGAUCUGCCCCCGGGUCCACCCGGCGUCGACGAGAAAAGCGGAAACGGGAAGAGCGAGACUAGAGGCAGUGCGUCGGGAAAGGGCGCCAAGUCUAGUUCCAGGCGCCGAUCGACCUCACGUGGCCGCUCCGAUUCCCGCAAUGCCACCUCGCCCCCAGCCACGCGGCGUAGGCGCUCCAUAUCCCGCUCGCCGACGCCCCCACGCCGUGGUCGUUACGACUCCCCCGACUACGGGAGGUAUCCCCGUCGCCGCUUCGACCGCCGACGCUCUCCUCCCCGGCGCAAUCGCCGCUACGGACGCUCCCGCUCCCGUAGCAUAUCACCCCGACGUGGCGGUCGCUGGUCGCCUAAAAAGAAGCCAGCAUCGCCGCCAAUGCCCCCCCAGCAAAUGGCACCGGCCUACGGCGUCAUGGCUCCUCAGAUGUACGAUCCGUACGGCGCUCCACCCGAUGUCUAUGGCCACCAGUACGGAAUGCCGCCAAACGCCUUUCCGCCCCAGGUGCCGCCUUCUGGCUACGGCAUGCCAGUUCCUCCCGAGCAGACCUCGUUCGCCCCUGGCUAUGGACCACCGCCCACAGGGGCUUGGGGUGUUAGUGAGUAUGGACAGCAAAUGUGGAUGACACAGCCCAUGGGAGGAGUUCAAGUGCACCCGUCCGCUCCGGACGGACUGGUCCAGCCGCAGCAGGCCCUCGAAACUCCGCCGGAGAAGCAGAUGGAGGAGGAUCAAAAGGUGCCAGCGCUCGACGGCGCAGGUUUGCCGCCUCAGGACGCCCUGGCGCAAGAGGCAGAGAAGCAGAAGGAUGAGCUCAAAAAACAGCGGGCCAACUACGUCAAGAAGGUAACGCUGCUUAAGAAGGAAAUGAAAGUACUGAGGGAACAGCGCGAGGAUUUGACAGCCGGCGAGGCACCGCCCUCUCCAACCACCAAGACUUUCAUCUCGGAAAACGAUCGCCUGCAGAUUCAAAUUAAGAAGAAACUGGACACAAUCGAAAACGUUAUAGACAUGCUAAACAGCUUAAUUGGGUCAGAUCACGAGGACGAGCCUCUCAAGUCCAAGGCUCAUGGAAAGCCACAGUCAGAGCAACAGGGCAGCCGAUCCCACUCCUCCAGUGAUAGCUCCGCUGACAGCUCGGACUCCAGCGCCUCGUCCAGUAGCUCUACGGAUUCGUCGUCCGAUGGCGAGGACGAGGAGGAGACCGGCGGCGCCGAGGGCAGUCCCACCAAUCGGCUCAAGCACCGCGCCAUCAAGUCUAUGAAGUCUAAGCAAAGAUGCGGUGAAACGAAGCCAGUACCAGCUCCAGCACAAAACAACAAUUUUGUGUUCUUCGAUCCCGAACUGCAUUGGUGCGAGAGCUGUGGCGUUUUUCCAAAGACCGCUCGCGACUAUUUAAAGCACUUGCAUGCCGAGGAACACAUGAAUCGCGAGACCAUAGAAACGCCCUGGCAUGUCGGCAUCGACCACGAUCCCUUUCCCACAUUUGAAAACGCGCCCGUAAAGCGCGUCCCUGUGCGUGGCAUGCAGUUCCUGGUGCCGGCCAAUGCCUGGUUCUGCAAGCUCUGCAGUGUUUGGAUCGGAGACUUGCACUGCGCCUCCGCUCAUCUCAAGUCCAGACUACACUCAAACAAGUAUGAGCUAUUUAUAACCCAGACUCCCAACUAUGAAACCGAGUGGCAAGCAAACCGUGAGCGGGCCAUGAAUCAGCAGAAGGAGCUCGAUGACUCUAAGAACAAAAAGUCCAAGAAGGAUGACGACAAGGCGUCCAAAAAGCGCAAGAAAAAGAGCGGUGACAAAAAGAAAAAGAAGCGUAAGCAUGGGAAGAAGAGCAAGCGAAAUGCACUCGACGCCAACAGCUCAUCUUCGUCCUCUGAUAGCUCUUCGUCGGAAGAGGAAAAGCCGCAGCAACCAAAGAAAGGUCGUACCGAGGAGCCAGCAAGCGGUCAAGCAGAAAAAUCAAUUAAUGCCGCCUCGAUACGCGUGACCAUGCGAAAGCAUGAGACCCCCCUAGCAGCCUCUUCGAAGCCGGAAGUGCCUUUUCAGUCGCCUGCACCACCGCCUCCUCCGGUCAUAAAAGAUGCCAUGAAUGCUUCAGGCCGGGGCAAGUGGACUUCUGCCCCCGGCGAAGAGCUGAAAGAGGAGCAAAAGAAGCGGGACGAUGUCAUGCUGAAGCAGUGGAACACUGUCCAGCCGGUCAUAAGCGAGAGUGAGAAGAAACUGCUGGAGCAUCUCAAAGGCAGGCUGAAGAACAAGGGACCCCGUGAAUCGGAGGACCGUAAAAUAACACCGCAUGCAGCGUUCGCAGCUGAUGAAAAGUCCAAGCGGGGCGGAGGGCGUCGUUCCCGAUCCCGAUCCCGUUCCAAGCGACGCAGCCGCUCUCGAAGCAUAAGUCGCGGGCGGGACCGAGAUCGGCGCGACCGUGAGCGGGAUAGAGACCGUGGCCGCCGUGGUCGUCGGUCUCGCAGCCGUGGCAGGCACUACUCUCGUUCGCCCUUGAGGUCCAGCCGCAGAAGUCGUUCCCGGGAGGGGCGAAGCCGCCGUAGCCGCAGCCGCUCCGACGAGCGGGUGGAGCGUCCAGUGAUCAAGCAUUCCGAGUUCCGGCCCCGAACGGUGCCCGAACGCAAGCAGCCGGAGAGUAAGCGGGAGAAGAAGGAUCCAGACAGCAAGUCGAAGUCGAAGACCAGCACCACCACGCUGCCUGGUGGCAAGAAGCUGCCCUUCAUUGGCAAGAUGCCAGUAUUCAAGAAGCAGCCGCUAGCCGCUGCCAGCUACGACGGUGCCGCUGCCGUCUACACCAACGGCUGUUUGGAGGCACCUCCGCCGCCGCCUCCGCCUAUGGGCGGAACCACCCCUGGACAGGUGGCUGCGCGUCAGCUGGCACCGACAGCGGCUCAGAUUCAGAUGGCCAUGAUGGAAGAUGCCUUCGGCAACGCUCCUCCAUUUCAUCCUGAUGCGGGUAUGAUGGUAGACUACGACGAGCUGAUGCCAGAUCCCGUCCAGUUCGCCAGCUUGAUGACUAGUUGCCCGCCUCCUCCGCCGCCGGGAGAAGGCUCCGAUGGGGAAGCCCAUGACUCAGGGGACGGCGAACAGCGUCAAAACGAAAACCAUGAGAAGGACGUCUUGCCGCCUGGCAUUGACGAAGCCGAAUCCGAUCUGGUAGCGCAGCCGUUGGACGUAGCGGCUCCACCACGCGACGGGGAACUGCCAAAGGACCUGGCCGAGGCUCUCAACAUAAUAUUCCCCAGCGAGGGAGCGGCACCGGAGGCAACGACCGAAAAGCAAAGUGAGCCGCAGACCAUCACCACCAUCGUUGAGGACGAUGCAGUGCUCAGCGAGCAUAGCCUUCAUGACCUGGCCAAGCAGGGUAUUCACCUCGUGACCAUUGACGAGGCAGAAGCGUCCAAGAAUGCAGCAAUGCUAAAAUCGAAGGAUGACAAAGAGUCACAGAUUCUGAAUGGCAAAUCCGAAACUGGAGGGAACUUGAAACAGAUCGAAGCGGAGGACAUCCCCAUGCCCAGCUCCCCUCCUGCCUCUCCGCCAGUCGACGACGAGGCGAAGAGCAAGGUGGUCCAGAAGCAGGCGGAUAUCUCAGACAUACCACAGCCGCCGGCAUCGCCUUCGGACAGUGAGAAGCUUCGGCGGCAGGCGGAGCUCGACGAGUUGGCCAUGCUGGGCAUCGACAGCAGUGACAUGGCAGCACAAUAUGCGCUGUAAGGCUGAAACGGCAAACAGUGACGCCACUUACUCGGAUGUACGGAUCGAAUGACACGUCGGGUUGACCCAUAAGAAGUGGAACAGUUUUAAAAUAUAGUUUGACACCUGUGUAUGAGUGUUUAUGUGACGGAAUGUUU
This is a messenger RNA of Drosophila gunungcola (fruit fly), 4067 nucleotides long. RefSeq names its product zinc finger matrin-type protein CG9776. Gene Ontology annotation, biological process: negative regulation of DNA-templated transcription; positive regulation of DNA-templated transcription. The transcript is spliced from 7 exons. Bases 166 to 3930 code for a protein of 1254 amino acids. Gene Ontology annotation, cellular component: nucleoplasm. The record is from RefSeq and is a predicted model, not a curated record. Lineage: Eukaryota; Metazoa; Arthropoda; Insecta; Diptera; Drosophilidae.